This is a messenger RNA of Limanda limanda (common dab), 3023 nucleotides long. RefSeq names its product discs, large (Drosophila) homolog-associated protein 5 (gene dlgap5). The transcript has 19 exons. The coding region runs from base 108 to 2933 and encodes 941 amino acids. Lineage: Eukaryota; Metazoa; Chordata; Actinopteri; Pleuronectiformes; Pleuronectidae. The record is from RefSeq and is a predicted model, not a curated record. Gene Ontology annotation, biological process: kinetochore assembly; signaling; centrosome localization. Gene Ontology annotation, molecular function: microtubule binding. Gene Ontology annotation, cellular component: spindle pole centrosome; cytoplasm; nucleus.
UCAGACUGAGCUGAAGUCCGUCCGUUGUUUUUUCAGGUUUUUGUUUUUACUCUGCGACCAAAGGACGUUUUUUCGUGCGUGAGUUUUUUGACAAAGGAUCAGAUACCAUGGAGUCUCGUUUUUCUCACCUGCGCCAGCGGGACACCAGUGUGUCCAUGCUGAGAGUCAAGUUGUCCCGCAGAAGGUCUCAGUCCCAGAAGGAGAAUCGAGACCGGGCCGUGAACACACGCAGGCAGCUGGACAAGCUCCCCGAGCUGGACGUCUCCUCCAUGGACGCUUCCAUCGCGAUGGCCAACAUGUCAACCAUCAGAGAGAAAACUGUGAACACUGCACAUCCUGCAAAAAAUGUGGCAGGAGAAGAGAGGUUGAAACAGCUUGAGCGUUGGAAAGAACGCAAGACUCUUGAGAAGGAGAAAGAAAUGAGAGUUAAGGAGCGCAAAGGUGUAUUUAAGACCGGCCUGUAUCAUCCUAAAGACGGAUUCACUAUCGGUUCUCUGCCUGUGGUCCCAGCAGCCCCAAAAAGAGCAAAGGAGAUAAAAUUGAACGCAGCUCCAUCCCAGAGUACCAGAGUCACUCGUUCAAUGAAACAACCACAGCAGCAACCUCUGAAGACACAAGGGCCGUAUACUGUGGCAAAGAAAGCUCAACCUGCUGUGGAAAGAUCCACCAGGAUCCGGGGGGCUCCUGUCAAGCCUGCCCCAGCACUGAUUUCGACCAAGACCAAAGUUUGUGCCGUGGAGCCUACCGUACGAGCGUCGGCGACCAGAUCAGCCAACAGGCCUCCUGUUACAACUGUUCCUGUGGUGAAAGACAAACCGAAGGACAAGGCUGCAGAUGUAAGGACCACAAGGAGUAGAGCCUUUGUCAACCAUGUGGCGCCCCCUUCUGGCACAGACAAGAAUUGCAAAGCAACUGUCAACAACACCGUCCAGCCUCCUGUCCCAAAGGAGCCUGAGCUUAAGGAGCCAGAAGAAAAUCUUCAUCCCUCCACAUCAGAAGAGGAGGACAUGGUGGUGGAUCAGGAUCCGAUUGACUCCGCCCCUGCUGUGGACCCUUUUGAGGUUCCAUCUUUAUCUUCAUUUGCCCCAGAGGGUUUUCUCUUCCGGGCUCCUGUCGGCUUGUCCUCUUUCAAGUUCGAGCCUCUCACUCCUCGCUCAGCAGACGCCUUCCUGACACCAAGCCCCAGCUUCAAUAUUCCAUCAGUUCCCUCGUUCAACGUUGAACCUGAGCCUGAAACGUGUGGACCCUCUCCCUCUAAGUCCCCUCGCCGCUCCCAACCCCGAGCAUCUCCCACAGCGGCUCCUCCAACUACAGACAGCCCUCUGGAAUCAGAGCAUGAUGUACCAUACUUCAGAUCAGAGAUGGUGAGUGAGACAAACCAACUUAGCACUCUGUGUGUCCAGUGGGAGCCUAAAGUGGAAGACGAGUCCAUCCCAGAAGAGAUGAGAGACAGCAUGCGUACAACAAUCGGCCAAGCGCGGCUGUUGAUGAAAGAACGUUUCAACCAGUUCAGCGGUCUGGUGGACGACUGCGAGUUGGGCAGAGGGGAGAAGAUCACCACCUGCACUGAUCUGCAGGGCUUCUGGGACAUGGUUUAUUACCAGGUGGAGGACGUCCACAAGAAGUUUGACGCGCUCAAAGAAGCAGAGGGCAGAGACUGGAAGGAGGAGCACAAGCCCCCCCCACGACAGAGGAAAGUAGUGAAGAAACCCGCAGCUGCACCUGCCAAGCCAACAGGAACCAAAGUGGCAGCCAAGUCUCGUCUGGCUGCCGUGAAAGCCGCCAUGAAAGCGCGACAGCAGGCGGCCGAGGCAGAGAAAGCUGCGAAUGACGCUGGUCAAAGUGAGGCUGAACCCAGCCUGACCUCUGAGGAGCCACAACCCCAGGCAGAGCCCCAAGUGCCAGACACCGUGGUCUUUGAUGGAGGCUUCUUCCAGGUGAGGAGCCCAGCCAAAACCCCAGAUUCAGUGAGGAAAUCCAGCCGACUGAGUGCUGCUGUGCCGCCUCAGGCCUCUCCUUGUUCCAACUAUCUCACACCCAGAAGAGUCACCCGCCGAUCCCUUGCGUUGGCAGCGACCCCUGUUCAGGCCGUCGUCUCUCCUGCUCAGUGCUUCCUCACUCCCGCCACGCUGCGUCUUACCCUCAAUCAAACACCAAAGUCUCGGUGCAGCACUCCUCGGACAUCCCAGAAGAGACCGGACACUAUAGAUGUCUCUCUGUGUCUCUCACCUGCAAAGGUCGUGCUUUCAGACGACGCCCAGCCCGAGGGGAGCUCCUCACAACAGACUGAGACGGUCUCUACACAGGAAACACCUGCCUCUGUUCCUGAAGCGAGCACAGUCAUACCUGUACAUUCACUUCCAACCAUAACUGUGGUGGAUGAGCAAGAAGAACCAGCUGAAGCUGUUGAUGUUGUCCUCGCUGCCUCUCCAUGCAAAUCCCCUUCUCCUGUCUCCCAGUCCCCUGAGCCCUCAUCAUCUCUGAGCUUCACGCUAUCCCCCUGUGUGAGUCCCUGCCCGCCACCCAUCUCCUCCCCUCCUGCUGUGCAGGGCCACAUGGACACACAAGACUCAGUGUGCUGCACACCAGACACCUCAGUUGUUGAGGAAAUUCCUGGGUUGGACUUUGAGCGGUACCUUCAGCCAUCGCUGAGAGGAAGCCUGUCACCAAGGGAGACAGUUGCCCUAGAGACACUGUCACCCAUGGCAGUGGAUGUUGAGAUGGAGAGUCCCAGAGGUCAAUCUGAUGAUCUGCUGUCUCAACAUGAACCAGCUGCAGCGGUGCCUUCUGUGUUUACUCUUCAGUCACCACAGGUCCAGAGUCGGACAGCUGAGUCUGACCUGCUUCUUUUCACCCCGGACUUGAAAGACCGGAUACGCCAGUCUGUUUGUCCGAGUGACCUCAUGGUCUUCACACCUCCCUCUAAUGUGUAGCAGAGAUUUAUUUUUAUAUUUUAAAGUUUUUUACAAAUAUCAACUACUUUUGCUACACCCCUUUGGAGAAGAAAAAAAGAUCUAUCUGAU